UAACCCAGGCUGGGUUGCAACAUUUCUUCAUCCACUUCGUUCGCAGUUCUUCUGCAUUUAGAAGCAUCCAAGAUGGGGCCGAACAGAACCAGAAUGCUGAGGACUCUUCUCCUUGCCACUUUCUUUCACCUCACAGUGGGCAACAGCGUUUUUCUUGAGCAAAAGGAAGCUCUUUCAUUGCUGAAGCGCACACCACGAGCUAACAAGGGGUUCAUGGAGGAGAUACUUAAAGGUAAUCUAGAGCGGGAGUGUCUAGAGGAAACCUGUGUCUAUGAGGAGGCCCGUGAAGCCCUUGAGUCCAACAUCCACACAGAUCAAUUCUGGGCACAGUAUUCAGUUUGUAACACUCUAUUGGAAAAGAGAGCAACUCUGGAUGAGUGUUUGAAAGGUUCCUGUGUCCUAGGAACAGGGCAGAAUUACAGGGGAAAGAUUUCGGUCACCAAGUCAGGAACUGAAUGUCAGUUCUGGUCCAGCAAAUUUCCUCACAAACCUCAGUUCAAUGAAACAACCCAUCCAGGUACCAAUCUCAUUGAAAACUACUGUAGGAACCCUGACAACAACCCCCAAGGGCCUUGGUGUUACACCCGUAAUCCAGUAGUACGAAGAGAAGAAUGUGCUAUUCCUGUGUGUGGUGAGUCUCAGUGCUGGUACAAAAGGUUCCAUAGCCUAUUGUUAUCAGGAUAUAAAGGCCGUGUUACUGGUUGGGGGAAUCUGUUUGACACCUGGGGUGCAGGGACGCGACAACUGCCCAGUGUGCUGCAGGAGGUGAAUCUCCCCAUUGUGAACAGGGACAUCUGUAAGGCAUCCACUAAUAUUAAAGUCACAGACAACAUGUUCUGUGCAGGUUAUAGUCCAGAAGAUAGCAAGAGAGGAGAUGCUUGUGAGGGUGACAGUGGGGGCCCUUUUGUCAUGAAGGUAAGUUUCUAUGCGUAACUACAAAACAUAAAUGG
This is a messenger RNA of Thamnophis sirtalis, 950 nucleotides long. Lineage: Eukaryota; Metazoa; Chordata; Lepidosauria; Squamata; Natricidae. The record is from RefSeq and is a predicted model, not a curated record.